AUGCCAGAGGCCAGUCAUGAGGAACAGAGCUCACUGGUCACUUCUCCCAAAGACACCGACUCCGAGCCGAUCAAAGGCAAGAAGAUCUUCUUUGCAUCAACUGGCAAUGAAGAAACCUUCAUUGAUCACGAUUGUACCCUCAACGACAAAGGAUAUCCGCUGUAUCCUAAUCGCCGGACCAUCUUUGUCAAAACUCCUGAGAUGACAAUCCAAAACUUUGGCUCGGUAGGAUUCCCAAAGACCAGCAAUGUUGAAUGGGAUCCCAAGUGCCCCGGUGCAGCUAGGAAAUGCCCCGGAAAAGUGGCACACCAGGCAUGCAAGAACACUAUCACUUGGUUCGACGAAAAUCAACAGACUAAAUGGGCAAUCCUCCGACACCACGGAACCCACAACCAUCCUUGGCCAGCCCCAAAGAAGCCGGAUCCCUUAUCAAAGCUCAAGCUGAAAAGGGAAGUAAUGAAAAAUCCUUCUGCUGGGGCCUUCAAGCUCAAAUUUGGCAAGCCAACUGCGCCGUUGAACCCUUUUGAAAGUGUCACCAAGAUCCACAAGGCAUUUGUGAACAGUGAUCGCCUGCGAUAUCAUCGGCGUCAUAUCCUCACGGACCUUGGCAUUAACCCAGAGAAGGGGGGUGCUGGCUUAGGCGACAAAUUCCUACAUGACAUGUUCCAAUGGAACCAUGUGGGGCUCCUCAUCAUUUCCUCUUCUUUCAAACCGGGGGUCAAGCAUUUUACGUUCCAAACAAAGUGGAUGGGAGAGCAAUUGAUCCGCCGCAAUCACAACAACAAAGUUUACAGUGGCGGCCUUCUAUUGGACGUCACCUACAGGCUUUUUGAGACUGGCUACUUACUCUCAACAUCAAUGUUCUGUGAACAGACGGCCCGCUGGAUACCUGUUCAGCUCUCGUGGAUCCAAGGACUAAGCGCGGAAUACUACGAAGUCCAUUUUGCUACACUCUUUGAACAGUUCUAUUGCCCCUCAUUCACCGUAUCCGAUCGCGAGACACUGGUUUGGCAGGUCGUCGAUUUUUCCUUAGCACAGAGGGAGGGAUUCAUUGCUGCUUACAUGAAGGUUUUUGGUGUUACCAAUCAUCAACAGGCCCUUGCGAAGUUGAAGGGGUGCCAUGAGCAUUUUCGAGCUCAGGUCACCCGAGUCAAACGCAAUCGGGCGGUGGUUCCACCCGAACAAGAAACAAAAAGAUGGAUUGAUUGGUGGAUAAUGGUUGAUGUAGAGGCUAUGCUGUUUCCAUCUAAACGGGCAAUGAUCUCCGAAUCGGCGAAUAAUCAAGACAACCUUCCAGAUACCACCAAUGCACAAGAGAGCAUGCAUAGGCUCUAUUACAUGAUAAGUGAAGGCAAGAAAUGCCUGAUGAUUGGCAUGGCUGAAUUGUUUGCUUUUAACAAGACCCAACACGAUCUGGCCCUCUCGAUCGGGUGGCAGAAACCACCUAAAAGAAAUCCAGCCAACAAGCCGAAGGCCGAGCCAAAUGAUGGUCGAGCACCAGACACCACCGCCACCUUGCUCCCCAAGAACGUUGGUGGGCACCCAAAAAAUUCGGCAAACCUCAUCAAGGAUCCUUUCUCCACCUACAUAUCUUACUCGGCGUCCCAGGACUCAGCCAAGCAAAACCGCUGCUGGUUGGCUGCCGCUCUCGAAAGCCUGUACGCGCUUUUCAAUCCUCUCUGGCUCCGUGGGACUAACAGCCUCAAAUCAGACAUAUUCACAACACUUGUCAAGCACUUUAACUCACGGAUUACCUGGGAAUUGACGCAAGCCAGUCACAUCCGAUCUUUCUUGGCAAUUGGUCAAAAUUCCUUGCAUGCAGCGGCCAACAAGUUAUCCCCUGGGAGUUUUAUGCCAGGGGCCUUUGCCUUGUGCGAUCUUUUCAUUGACCUUCUCAUUGAUCCAUCAACUAGGAAGGCGGAAACUUUGAAACAUCCGUAUCCUGCUCGAGAGCUCUUUACGGUCACCGAGGUACGCACGGUGUGGUAG
Molecule: messenger RNA, 1989 nt
Organism: Puccinia graminis f. sp. tritici CRL 75-36-700-3
Lineage: Eukaryota; Fungi; Basidiomycota; Pucciniomycetes; Pucciniales; Pucciniaceae
Exons: 7
Coding region: 1-1989 (662 amino acids)
Source: RefSeq, a predicted model, not a curated record